Messenger RNA from Nicotiana tabacum (common tobacco), 1043 nucleotides. RefSeq names its product LOB domain-containing protein 16-like. The record is from RefSeq and is a predicted model, not a curated record. NCBI's taxonomy places the organism in Eukaryota, Viridiplantae, Streptophyta, Magnoliopsida, Solanales, Solanaceae. Gene Ontology annotation, biological process: positive regulation of DNA-templated transcription; hormone-mediated signaling pathway. Gene Ontology annotation, cellular component: nucleus.
UCCACCAUUUAGCCCCACUUUACAUUUCAUAUCUCCAUCAUUUCCUAGUGUGCUCGUGCACCCCAUUUCUUUUUUCAACCUUCUUUUCUCUUUAGCUUUCUGAAUAAGUUUUGGGCUAUAUUGGCAAUGGCAACUGGGACAGGAUCACCUUGUGGUGCAUGCAAAUUUCUGCGGCGAAAGUGUGCUGUUGAUUGUAUUUUUGCACCUUAUUUUUGUUCAGAAGAAGGUCCUGCUAAAUUUGCUGCAAUUCACAAAGUGUUUGGAGCAAGUAAUGUGUCUAAAUUGUUGUUGCAUGUUCCUGUUGCUGAUCGUUCUGAUGCUGUUGUCACCAUUGCUUAUGAAGCUCAAGCUAGGAUUAAAGAUCCUGUCUAUGGUUGUGUUGCCAACAUCUUCGCUUUACAACAACAGGUAGCAUACUUGCAGGCUCAACUAAUGCAAGUGAAGGCUCAGCUAGCUCAAAGCUUCAUCAAUUCAAGCAAUUCAUAUAAUCCUCAAUGGAGCAACAAUAAUAUGGCAUCAAUUAGUGGACUAAUGACAUCGUCAUUUCCAGCUAAUAAUCCAACUUAUAAUAAUGUGAAGUCCAACUCAUCACCACAAAGCUCACUGGAAUCUGCUGAUAAUUGCACUGAUAUUGGGAUGAAUAUACAAGAUAUACAAAGCCUAGACCAACUCUUGUAUCAAACAUAUACUAGUAGUAGUAGGAAUAUUGGCUUUUAGGAUGAUGAAAAGCUGAGUCUUCUUUUGUUUAUAAUUUAGUGGACAAAAUUACUUGGCCGGCGCCUAUAUUAAUAGGUGGUACAUAGCUCAUAAUCGGUGAAAUAGUUAAAGUGCGCGCAAAUUGAAUUUGGCACGACCGUUAUACCCAAGAAAAACUAUCGUGUUCUCUCUUUGAUCAAAUUCCUCCCUCUAUCAUUUGUAUGUAGACUUAAGAGAGAGAGAAAACCUUGACAAAGAAAAUGGAAAAAAAUCCAUUUUAUGUUACCAAAGCCUAAUGAGGCAUUUUUCCUGGAGCAGGUUAUGAAUGGGCUAAACUUUCCUUCUCA